GAUAGGCCUCCACUUCCAUCCACAGGCAUGGAGACCUCUUCCAUGGACCCGUUCGCCGCCCACCCAUCGCAGGAGAUUGAGGACAGCUCCACACUCUCGCUCGACUCAGACGCGCAUCAGGAGGCUCUCCUGAUGUUCAUUCACAACCAAGCACUCGAGGUGAGAAACCAUGAGAGCGAGAGAUCCACCCAGGCAGCGAUGGAUGGAUGAUCUUUGUGUCCGUUAAUUAACGUUUGUGGGCUUGUGUGUGAAGGUGAAGGCAGUUCCUGUGGACUACUGCAGCAUCCGCAACAAGCGGUUGCAGCUCUACAUCGACACAAAUGCUCGCGACACGGUACCGACACAGGCAUGCAACAAUCAAUGCAGCCAGCAUCACUUCGUCCUUUUGCCUGUCAUGACUCAUGACCCACAUCUCGGUGGAUGGAUGGAUGGCUUUGUGUGCCUGCAGGCGGUGAGCAUCGUCAACGAGUUCAUCACGAGUUCACAUGAGUGGCGGAAUGCGAAAGAUGGCGAACUGCCCGUGGAGGCCGCCUGCCGCGCCGCAGAGAUGCUCGACAGAUUCCUCUCAAUCACACCACACGUGUCACAGUGAGAGAAAGGAAGCAACCAGACCAUCCUUUCGUCGAUACUUGGGCGCUCAUCUGUGUGUGUCGGUUUGUGUGUGUGACAUGCAGGACUCAUCUGUGGGGGCUGGCGGCCGCUUCACUGUGGGCUGCACUCAAGGCCGAAGGAUACCACGGAGGCGGCAGGCUGCUGGCGCCACAUGUCUGUCAGAUGUGGAACCGGACAGUCUGUCAGAUGUGGAACCAGACUGAGGAGGCGGAGCACUGGGAGGCGACCAUCGACAAGGAGACCCUCUGUGCGUGCGAGUGCCAUCUCUAUCAGGCCCUCGAAUGGGACGUCACCUCCACUCCGUGGGCAACGACGUUAGAACAUGCCACAGGCAGAAUGCACUUGGGUGCCGUCAUAUCUGCAGACACGUGUGGACGUUCGUCAACGUGCUGAUGUUGGUGGAAGGAAUGUAUGAUGACUGGCAAUACGGUCCGUAUCCAUCUCGCCUUUCGUCAAAGUGUCUUAUCCCGCCCCCCUUUGUGUGGUGUGUGUGGGUGUGUGUCUUUGUGCAUGCAGAAGAACGUGUGAGAAGUCUGGUGUUGGAGUCGCUGGCAUGCUACAACAUCGCUGUGCGUCGUGGAUUCAGGUAAGCCUUCCCACCCUUGAGUGCAAGCAGGCAUACAUGGAUUCACCCUUGUGCUGUCCUCUGCAUGCUGUGUAUGUAUUGUAUGUGCAGACAAUCGCAGAUUGCGUGUGCUGCUGUCUUCAUCACACUCAACAUGGGCAGCCGACAAACAUACUGGGUGAGAAGAGAAGAGCACAGAUGUAUACACCAACACCUGCCUGUAUGUAUUUCCGUGUGUGCAGCCACCGUCGUUCAUGGACCUCGACGUGAGUGUCCAGGACGUCGCCAGCGCCGUCUCCGCAAUGCUCACCAACCUCCGCACGCGUGUCAGCACCAACACACACACACACACACACACACAAAUAUACCAAACAACAUCAUGAUCAGCUGCCCUCCUCGUGUGGUCAGUGUCUCCUCCACGCCAAGGGCUUCCAGCUGCACAACGUCGAGCGCGCUCUGCAUGAGAUCACGGCCUCCUCGUCGCGCCACAGCAUCUCUGCCUCAUUCAACAGAGGCGCACUCCCCCCGCGCCCCGCCACCCCACCGCAGCCCCAGGCUCACGGCAGAUCGCAGAGGAAGAGGAAGGAGAGGAAGAACCGCGACAUGUGCGGCAUGUGUGGGGCGACUGAGGGUGAGUAACUGCGAUGCGUGCAUGUGUGUGCGUGGGAGGGAGGGAUGGGUGGGAUUUAUUGUCUGUGCUUGCAGAUAUUGUGUACGGUGGGUGUGGGGGGUGCGACGCAUUGUUGUGCCUCACGUGCGAGCGGCGCGCCUAUCGUCGAAACAAUCGUAACCAUUCGCACCAACACUUCUGCUGUCGUGGGGGAGAGAAGCUUGAAUGCACUCAAGUUGUUUGCCUGCCUCUUUCUGUGUGUGCAGAGUGUCCAUUUUGUUCGCGUCAGCUCCCUGCUCAUGUGCCAUUCCCACCCCCCCCAGCCUACACACAUGAUACACCUGACCACCACCAGCAGCAGCAGCUGCACAUGCAUGACGACAACGCACUGCCCCCAUCCUACAGCGGUUAGUCAGUCGCACAGCUGACACACGCAUCACGCCGCCUCUCUUGUCACAUACUGCAGGUGACGGUGAGGGGAUGGACAACGGCGAGCGGAUGGAGCUGUGCGCCGCCCCGUUGAACUUCCCGUCUCUGUUCGCGGCCGGCCUGGACACUGGCUUCCAUGUCGGGAGGCAGGCCGCUGACAGACACCACCCCACACCCGCCCCUCCGCCACCCAAUCCCGGCAACACACAGCAGAUCGACCACAUGCACAUGGCUGUCCACUACCUCGACCACUACGACCAUGACAAACAAAUGAUGGGCUGAGGUAGGGAGGCAGGUGGAAGGAAGGGUGCGUAUCGGCAACUGUCUUGCGUGUCUAUGGUGCAGGUGAGGGCCGGAUGAGGCGUGCCCAGCCAAAUCGAAAGACCCAAACACAGCAGACAGACAGACAGUCCGACAGACAGACCGAGUCACCCCUGUGUGUAAUGUAUGCGAAUGAUGCAUGAGAUCCCGUGACAUGACUUGACAGAUUUUGCAUGGGAUGGUCAAUCGCACAUAUGUCUCCG
Molecule: messenger RNA, 2740 nt
Organism: Vitrella brassicaformis
Lineage: Eukaryota; Vitrellaceae
Source: the annotation of a GenBank genome assembly